GUCUAUUGAUUUCAUCUGCAACAGUUUUUUUUAAAUAGAAAUAUAAAGAGGUGGAUGAAAAAGCCAAAGCAGCCCUACAGCUUUAGCUUUAAAGCAAGCAUGUCCACUAAACGUCUGUCUAAUAGCGCUAAACCUGGGAAAAGCGCUAAAAAGGAGAAACGAUGUGAAACCGCCAUUAUCAAUUCUGACUUAGACAAUGAUGCCAUCCGGAAUGGAAUAAAAGAUGCAUGGAAAAACAGGACGAGUUUCUUUCAGGGCAGUGUACACUUGGCGUGUGAGCCGUUCCCUCACUGUAAGAUUGAUCAUUUUCUUCAGAACGAAAGAUUUGCAGAGAGCUUGCGGGAUGAGCUACUACAGCUUAAUUUUCACAGAAAAUCUAAUGACCUAUACAAAUUCCAGCAGUCUGAUGAUCUGAAGAACAGGAAAGAUCACCACAUUUCUGAGAUAAGAUCCCUUAUUUUUGAACAGUUUCGCUCAUGGCUGGGUGAGCUCUUAGAAGUGGAUUUAGAGCCAACUGUGGAUAUAUCAUGUGCUAAAUAUGAGCACACAGAUGUGUUGCUGUGUCAUGAUGAUGAGCUUGAAGGGCGAAGGGUUGCAUUUAUCUUUUAUUUGUUGCCUUCAUGGGACAUGAGUGAUGGAGGGACACUAGAUUUGUUCAGUACAGAUGAACAUUAUCAGCCUGUAAGUGUAAUAAAGUCUCUGGUGCCCUGUUGGAACACACUGAUGUUUUUUGAAGUAUCUCCUGUCUCAUUCCAUCAGGUUUCAGAAGUUCUUGCUGAAGACAAGUGUCGUUUGUCCCUGAGUGGCUGGUUCCAUGGGCCCUCCCUGCCGAGACCUCCUCGAUACAUAGAGCCUUUAAUCCCACGUCACACACAUAUCCCUAGAAAUGAAGAUAUAUUAUUUGAGUGGGUGAAUGAGACAUACAUGGACCCCCUGUAUCAAGCACAAGUGCAGCAGGAGUUUGAGAACAGUUCAGAAAUACGCUUACCUAACUUUCUGGUGGAGGAUAAAUUUAAACAAGUAAGCAAGGCUUUACAAUUGACUGAACUUCAGUGGGAGAGAAAAGGACCACCCAAUAAGAGGAGCUAUACAAGUGCAAAGCUGGAGAGCCUGCCUUCAUGUCUAAAGGAAUGCUGGGAACUGCUGUCCUCCGAGCCAUUUUUCCUCCUGCUUUCUAACCUGACAGGUCUGUCCCUUCAUUAUCUUGCUGCAAAAGAUGAGGACAGUGAGACUGAAAGCCAUUGUGAAGAAAGUGAUGCAGAGAAGGGAGAAGGGAAGAGAAAUGACACAGAUGGUCAAAGCACUAGUACAGUUUCCUCCUUAACUACGGAAAACAACAAAGGCCCUCCUAUGUGUGUUGGUGAGCUCCAGUGCUGGACUCAUGGUGAUUACACACUGCUGCAUGACUCAGUAAAAAGGGAGUUUGCACUAGACUUGCUUCUUCAUCUGAACUGCAGAGGGUGGAAUGUGGAGGUUGGAGGCUUUACAUCCUAUAUUGCACAUGAUGAAGAUGAUGAGCUCCUGACUGUAUACCCUGAGGAGAAUUCUUUGGCUCUUGUCUACAGAGACAUGGAAACACUCAAGUUCAUUAAACAUAUCAAUCACAGUAGUGUUUCGAAAGACCCUGAUCAGAAAGACACAGCAUUUUAUGACUUCUCUUUUACCUACUAUGAAUAAUACGUACCUAAUAUAAAUUUGAAAACAAAUAUUAAAAAGGACACUCAUGUAUGACUUUUACAUGACUUAAGACCAAUUGCAUGCCUGGUUAAAAAGUGUUAAAUGUAUUAUCACCUGAACAGGUUACAGAACACAGUUUCCAUUGUUGAUUAAGGGGGUAAUCAGCAUAGCCAAAAUCCUCAAUCAUAAUUAUAUGUAAUUCUAUAUCAUAUCAGUAUACAUCAUAAUAUUGUGCUUUUUCUGCUUAAGGUCAGAUUUAUAAAAAAAUGAAAAGAAAAAAUAAACAUAUUCACAACACA
Trichomycterus rosablanca is the source of this 1976-nucleotide messenger RNA. RefSeq names its product 2-oxoglutarate and iron-dependent oxygenase domain containing 1 (gene ogfod1). Gene Ontology annotation, cellular component: cytoplasm. Bases 55 to 1677 code for a protein of 540 amino acids. Lineage: Eukaryota; Metazoa; Chordata; Actinopteri; Siluriformes; Trichomycteridae. Gene Ontology annotation, molecular function: peptidyl-proline dioxygenase activity; iron ion binding; L-ascorbic acid binding. The transcript is spliced from 14 exons. The record is from RefSeq and is a predicted model, not a curated record. Gene Ontology annotation, biological process: peptidyl-proline hydroxylation; regulation of translational termination.